This is a messenger RNA of Onychostoma macrolepis, 4681 nucleotides long. RefSeq lists its product as uncharacterized. The record is from RefSeq and is a predicted model, not a curated record. Bases 287 to 1831 code for a protein of 514 amino acids. The transcript is spliced from 7 exons. NCBI's taxonomy places the organism in Eukaryota, Metazoa, Chordata, Actinopteri, Cypriniformes, Cyprinidae.
GAAGAAGAAGAAGACCGUUAUCUCCGCCAUUAGACCGCUCUUGGUUCGCUUUAAUGGUGUCUUCCAGAUUCAGAAACGCAAACUUUAUUCUUUUUCUGCUUCUUCAUCUUCUUUUUUAAAUAGCAUAUACAUCAUUAUGUAUUUAAAACAGUCUUAGUCUGCAUAAAAAGCUCUCUGUUGGCAUCAAGUGGUUGUGUUAACAGUCUGUUGGGUGUGGUUCAGAAACGAACUUUAAGUAAGUUAUUAAUAAUAUCUGUCUAAGUCUGAUUUUACUGAAAUCUUCAACAUGAUGAAGAGCGCUUCCAGAUGCUUUCCGAUUGUUCUGCUAUUGUGCGGUGUGUUUGGUGCUGAUGAAGUGAAGCCAGUGUCAGUGAUGGAGGGGGAUUCUGUCACUCUAAACCCUGAUCUCACUCAAAUAAAGACAUUUUAUCUGAUGGAGUGGAGGUUUGGAGAUCCAGUCAUUGCUCAAAUUGAUGGAAAAGACAUCUCGUAUCCCAGUCACACUGAGAGAUUCAGAGGCAGACUGCAGCUGGAUCAGACUGGAUCUCUGACCAUCAAGAACAUGAAAACCAAACACUCUGGACUCUAUACACUACAGAUCAGCCACAGUGCUGGGACCGCAGAAAGGAAAUUCAAUGUUACUGUCGAUGAGUCUGCAUCUGAUGCUGUUAAAGCUGAAAUGACGAGUGUUUCAUUGAAGGAGGGAGAUCAUGUCACUCUUCAGACUGAUGUUACUCAGCUAUCCGGAGAUGAGCUGAUAGUGUGGAGGUAUGGAGAUGAAGGAAAACUCAUAGCUAAAGCUGAUAUAGAGGCUAAGAGCUCACCAUUAUAUUAUGAUGAGAGAUUCAGAGACAGACUGGAGCUGGAUCAGACCGGAUCUCUGAUCAUCACAAACACCAGAACCACAGACUCUGGAUUUUAUGCGGUGAAGAUCAGCAGCAAAAAACAGACGUCACACCAGAAAUAUGUUGUUACCAUCAGUGAAUCAGGUCUGUCUUCAGGUGCUGUAGCAGGGAUUGUUGUUGUUCUGCUGUGUGUUGCUGCUGCUGCUGCUGCUGGUGUGAUUUACUAUCGCUGCAAGAUCUCUGAACUACAAAAGCAAACAUUGACAGUGAAAGAGGGAGAUCCUGUCACUCUGAAGCCUAAUAAAGAAAUAAAGAAAGAUGAUGAGAUAGAGUGGCAGUUUGGAGAUAAAAAGCAGCAGACUAGCAUAGCUGACAUCAGAACAGAGACCGGAGAGAUCGUUACAUAUGACUAUGUUGCUGGUGAGAGAUUCAGAGACAGACUGGAGCUGGACAAGACGACUGGAUUUCUGACCAUCAGGAACAGCAGAACUGAACACUCUGGACUCUAUACACUACACAUCAGAUCCAGCGGUGGAGAUUCAAAGCAGAGAUUUGUCCUCACUGUCAAAGAAAAUGUGGAGGUGAAAUCAGUAGAAGGAGACUCUGUCACUCUAAAGCCUGAUACUGAAAUACAGAGAGAUGAUCUGAUGCUGUGGACGUUUGGAGAUCAAGACAGUCUCAUAGCUGAAAUCAGAGGAGAGACUGUAGCGAAAUAUGAUGAUGGUGCUGGUGGGAGAUUCAGCGGCAGACUGGAGCUGAACGAGACUGGAUCACUGACCAUCAGAGACAUCACAGCUCAACACACUGGACUCUAUAAACUACAGACCAUCAACAGCAGCAGAGGGACCUUGUGCAAGAAAUUCAGGGUUUACAUGCCAUGUUCCUCAGGAAAGCCAGUGAAUAAAUCAGCGUUGGUAAAGAUACCGCUGCUGGGUAAACAAGUUCCUGAUGGAGUGAAAGAGCAGGAGAAGAAGAGUUCAGUUUAACAACAUAAGCCCCGCCCACUCCUGUCAAUCACUCUGACAUCAUCCGCUCCAGCUCCAACACAAACAUGCUUCUGCUUUAAUGAGCCUCCAGACUCCGUCCAGAGAACCUGUUGUUAUCAGUCUGACUCUCACAGAUCUGAUUCUGUGUGACUGGAGACAGUGAGGGUCAGAAAGUGCUUUUUAUAAGAUGUUUUACCGCAGCUGUAUUUCUCUAACCACUGCAUGUGCUGAUUUUAUAUCAUUAACACCAGUUUAAUGUUUAUGAUUACAGUGUGUCUCCAAAUCUGAGAUCACAUGAUCUUCUCCUUCGUGUGUGUAUAGUGCCUUUGUAUUCAAGCUGAAGCUCUUCAAAUAGCCUUAUUGCACUUGUAGCAAAACAGAUGGAAAAACACCUUUGUUCAGUUCUAGUAGUGAUAUGAUACACGAGCUUUGUGUUGAAUAAUAUUGAUGUGAGAUACUGAUAUGCGAUGAUCUUAUAUCUGAUCAUUUCUGUCGUCUGGUGGACAAACACUGAUACUGCUUUUGCUUCCUAACAACUGUUUAAACAUGCAACGCAUAAACAAUAUACCUAUACAUAUAUAUAUAUAUAUAUAUACACGUUUGAAUGAGUUAUAUACCGUAUUGACCCGAAUAUAAGACGAUGUUUUUUCCUUGGAAAUACAUCUGAAAAAACGCGUUCGUCUUAUAUUCAGGGUCUAGACCAGGGUUCCUCAGAUCUUAUCCUGGAGGUCCAAUCCACUGCAGAGUUUAGCUCCAACACUGAUCAAACUCACCUGUCUGUGAUUUUCUAAUGAUCCUGAAGACAUUGAUUAGCAUGCUCAGGUGUGUUUGAUUAGGGUUACAGCUAAACUCUGUAGGAAAGUGGAUCUCGAGGUCCAGAUUUGAGGAGCCCUGGUCUAGACUUUGACAUGUCAAUAAUACACCCACAACAAUAGGUGGCGCCAAAAACGCAUAAAACGAGUGUGCCAUGAAAUAUGUAAUGUGUGUUGUAAAGAUCGCGAAUGAAAACAAAUGAAAAAGAAAAGCUUACAGCAGCAUGAUCAUGACUGUAUGUUAGUCCGAUGGGAACAAACUUCCUCUGUAAGUGAUUUUAAAACAUAAGACAGUACCCAGAUUUGAAGACUACAAUAAGAUUUCACGUCUACUGAUAAUAACAUUUUGGUAGGCUACUAUGAGAUUGAUAGCCUAAUUGUUGUAUAAUUCAGAUGGGCUACCUGUUAUUUCAAUGGUAUAUCAAAAUGUUCCAAUGUCAUUGUUGGAACAUUUUACCAGUAUUUACCAUACUUUCAAAACAAAAAUUAAAAUUGGAAAAAUAUGCAAUAUGAAAAUAAUUUAAGAAUAAAUGUGUUUUACAGAGAGAGAAAAAAAAAGAACAAGAUUUGGUUUUCAAAAAGCCUUUUUCCAACAGGUACAUCUGGAAAAAGGGGGUGAAUCUUAUAAUCAGGGUCGUCUUAUAUUCGGGACAAUACGGUAAUCUCAAUAAAUAAUAAAAAGGUCAAAUGUGCAUUGCUUCAUACUGUAUGUACACAAUCAAUUCUUACACAGAAAAAAAAACAAUCACAGUAAAAAUGAAAAUGAUCCUGUAGUUGUGUUGGUCAUAAUAAACGAUCAGAAAUCUUGGUGUAAUCUUUGAUGACCAGCUGACCUUCAAAGACCACAUUGCAAAGACUGCUCGAUCUUGCAGGUUUGCACUACACAACAUCAGAAAGAUCAGGCCCUUUCUGACGGAGCAUGCUGCACAACUUCUUGUCCAGGCCCUUGUCAUUUCUAGGCUGGACUAUUGCAAUGCUCUUCUGGCUGGACUUCCAUCAAACACAGUCAAACCUCUACAAAUGAUUCAGAAUGCGGCGGCACGACUGGUCUUCAAGGAACCCAAAAGAGCCCAUGUUACACCUCUCUUUAUCUCAUUGCAUUGGCUACCAAUCGCAGCUCGCAUCAAGUUCAAGACACUGAUGCUUGCAUAUAGAACAACCACAGGCUCAGCACCCGCCUACAUGCACUCACUAUUAAUAAUCUACAUCCCCUCCAGAAGUCUGAGAUCUGCUAGUGAGCGACGCCUCGUGGUACCAUCACAAAGAGGCUCAAAAUCACUCUCCAGAACAUUCUCGUUCACCAUUCCUGGCUGGUGGAAUGAUCUUCCCACCCAUAUUUGGAGUGCUGGAUCCCUGUCAAUCUUCAAGCAACAGCUGAAAACUCAUCUCUUUCGACACUACUUGACUUCAACCUACACAUAAAAAAAAAAAAAAAUCUUUCUCCUUACUUAUUCCUUCCCUUGCUAGCUUGUACUUAUUUAAACAAUGCCUGAGACUUGGUGUUACAAGCACUUCCUUUGUCGGAUUGCCUCUUCAAGAUGAAUCGCUUCAUGUGUUCCCCAAAUUGUAAGUCGCUUUGGAUAAAAGCGUCUGCAAAAUGACUAAAUGUAAAUGUAAAUGUAAUAAACAACCGGAGAUGAAAUGUGACAGAAAAUCAGAUAUUGUUCAACUAGCUGAACAUGGCAAUGGAAGAAAAGUACAUAAUAAUAAUAAUAAUAAUGGUUUUAUGGUCAGGUGAAUUGAGGCAUGUUAUUGAAGCUGAAUUAAAGUUCAAGAAAAGUAAAAGAAAUACAAUUAGACUUUUUUUCUUAAAGUUGUGAUUCAAUGUGCUGUAUUUUUCUGCUAAAACAGCUCUGUAGAUGUUCUUCAUGUUUUUGAGCACUAGAUGGCAGCAGAAGUGUAGAAAACUCGAUGAAAGACCCAUAUGAAUAUACAGGUGCAUCUCAAUAAAUUAGAAUGUCGUGGAAAAGUUCAUUUCAGUAAUUCAACUCAAAUUGUGAAACUCGUGUAUUAAAUAAAUUCAAUGCACACAGAAGUA